ACCCUUGCCUUCUUUAUGUAUUAAUUAUCACACUUAUUGUAGAAACCACAGAACAGCGAGGCAUAUUAAUUUGGAUCUUUCCUGAUCUAAUACCUCUAGGAUAUAUUAAUAGAAAGCUGUGUUGUAGUAGUUGAACUAACUCGGGUUAUUGGAUUUGGAUAAAUUUGAGGCAGAAUAGUGAGGUUGCUCAACCCAAGUGGAUGAUGGGAAUUUCUUGAAAACAGGAUUGCUAUGAAGAUUUGUUACAAAGAUUGAAACUUUGUGAGAUGGGGUUGAAGAUGUACUUAGUUUAUUGAAGUGACUCAAGGUGUUGGAUAGUUAAAGAUUUAGGAAUAUGGCAACUCCAGUUGAACCUCCAAAUGGGAUUAGAACCCCGGGGAAACAUUACUAUUCGAUGUGGCAAUCUUUGUUUGAGAUUGACACAAAGUAUGUUCCCAUCAAACCAAUUGGUAGAGGAGCAUAUGGAAUUGUUUGCUCUUCUGUUAACAAGGAAACCAGUGAGAAGGUUGCAAUCAAGAAGAUAAACAGUGCCUUUGAUAAUCAUAUUGACUCCCUGAGAACUUUGCGUGAAAUAAAGCUCCUUCGCCAUCUUAGGCACGAAAAUGUGAUUGCUUUGAAAGAUGUUAUGAUGCCAAUCCACAAGACAAGUUUUAAAGAUGUUUAUUUGGUUUAUGAGUUAAUGGAUACAGAUUUACAUCAGAUCAUCAAAUCCCCUCAAACACUCACAAACAACCAUUGCCAGUAUUUCCUAUUCCAGUUGCUUCGAGGUGUGAAGUAUCUCCAUUCUGCAAACAUUCUUCAUCGCGACUUGAAGCCUGGGAACCUGCUUAUCAAUGCUAACUGUGAUUUAAAAAUUUGUGACUUUGGGCUUGCACGUACAAGCAAUGGCAAGGGCCAGUUCAUGACUGAGUAUGUUGUUACGCGCUGGUACAGGGCACCGGAACUCCUGCUCUGCUGUGACAACUAUGGAACUUCCAUUGAUGUAUGGUCUGUUGGUUGCAUUUUUGCUGAACUCCUUGGAAGGAAACCGGUCUUUCCAGGUAAGGAGUGCCUUAACCAACUUAAAUUGAUCAUCAACAUCCUUGGCAGCCAGAGGGAAGAAGAUCUUAGAUUUAUUGAUAACCAAAAGGCGAGAAACUACAUAAAAUCACUUCCAUACUCUUACGGAGCACACUUUUCCCGACUGUAUCCCCAUGCCCAUCCUUUGGCCAUUGAUCUGCUACAGAAGAUGCUUGUGUUUGAUCCUUCAAAAAGAAUAAGUGUUACAGAAGCGCUUCAACAUCCAUACAUGUCUCCCCUAUAUGAUCCAAGAUGUGACCCCCCAGCACAAGUUCCUAUCGACCUAGACAUAGAUGAGGAUUUAGGGGAACAGACGAUAAGGGAAAUGAUGUGGAAGGAAAUACUACAUUACCAUCCCGAAGCAGCCACAUCAACUAUGGAAGUAGUUCUGUGAGCUUCAGCUUGUCCCUUUCAAGACACGGACCAUGAAACGUUGUUGUUUAGAUAAUAUUAGAGCUCUUUGUAAUUUUAUACUAUCAAAUAUUUUCUGUCUUUUAAUAAUGUUAAGAGUUAUAUUGCAUCAACAGCCUUGAACUUCUUGAGCAUGUCGCUAUUCUGUAAAUAGUUCUGGUUUCAUACGUGAUCGACUUUGGAAUUUAUGGACAUUACUGAUGCUUCGUGAA
Molecule: messenger RNA, 1682 nt
Organism: Nicotiana tabacum (common tobacco)
Lineage: Eukaryota; Viridiplantae; Streptophyta; Magnoliopsida; Solanales; Solanaceae
Product: mitogen-activated protein kinase homolog NTF3-like
Biological process (GO): protein phosphorylation
Molecular function (GO): MAP kinase activity; ATP binding
Source: RefSeq, a predicted model, not a curated record